Molecule: messenger RNA, 1371 nt
Organism: Euleptes europaea (tarantolino)
Lineage: Eukaryota; Metazoa; Chordata; Lepidosauria; Squamata; Sphaerodactylidae
Gene: TRMT9B
Product: tRNA methyltransferase 9B (putative)
Exons: 4
Coding region: 13-1371 (452 amino acids)
Biological process (GO): tRNA wobble uridine modification
Cellular component (GO): cytoplasm; nucleus
Molecular function (GO): S-adenosylmethionine-dependent methyltransferase activity; tRNA binding
Source: RefSeq, a predicted model, not a curated record
GAUUGCCACAGGAUGGAGCAAGAGGCUUCCCAGCUAGAAAAGAAACAUGUCCACAGUGUCUAUGAAAGCACAGCCGCCUACUUUCAUGACCUGCAGAGCAAAGCAUGGCCUCGGGUGCGACAGUUUCUCCUUGAACAACCGCCAGGCAGCCUCAUUGCUGACAUAGGAUGUGGGACUGGGAAGUAUCUUGGUGUCAACAGCCAGGUCUAUAAUCUGGGGUGCGAUUACUGUGGCCCUUUGGUAGAGAUUGCAAGAAAUAACGGUUGCGAAGUGAUGAUCUGUGACAACCUGAAUCUUCCUUUUCGGGGCCAAUGCUUUAACGCAGUCAUCUCUGUUGGAGUGAUUCACCAUUUCUCCACUAAACAAAGACGAAUCAAAGCAAUAAAGGAGAUGGCCAGGGUUCUGGUCCCCGGAGGCCAGAUGAUGAUAUACGUCUGGGCUAUGGAACAAAAGACUCGGCGCUUUGAGAAGCAAGACGUGUUUGUCCCGUGGAAUAGAGCCUUGUGCUCCCAGCUCCUUUCUGAACCCAGUAAGGCUGGGCUCAGGAGCGAUCUCGCAGACAGUGUAAAACCACAGACUCUGCACUCACAGCAGCUAACAGGCUCCAAAUAUUGCUACCCUCUUGCCCUCGACCGGAAGCACCCUCACAGGACCGAGGGCUGCUUAGCUGAAGCUUGCUGUGCGAAAAUGUCAGACGAGGAAGAAAACCGAUUCUACAGCGUCCUGGGGAGAUCCUUUCGUGCCUGGUUCUCCUCCAGAUCCUUAGACGAGUCGGCCUUGCGGAAGCCAAAUGGAAAGUUGGAGCCGUUGCAAAACACCGCUGGGUGGAUGAACGGCACUGUGUCUGUCCAGCCGUCGAGGCACUGCAGUUUAGAUUUAGGUUGUCGAGGAGCUUUGCUGAAAGGACAAAGAUUAGAUGACUAUGAGGAAGUGUUUAUGAAGCAUGUGGCUUGCAAAAAAAUUGAGUGGUUGACGGCCUCGAGGUCGCUGAGGGACUUCAAUGGUGAGCCACCUCCAUUAGCUCGAAACAAGAAUGGAGAAACUUUAUUUCUGAGCGGUCCCGUAGAAAACAUAAGCAAUGGCUACAUCUAUCAAGGCAGCGGUCGUUCACUUUCAAGCAAACAUUUGAAAAGAACAUCAUCUGCUGGCUCCAGUGAAUCUAUUGUAGAUGCUGCCGUAGCUGUGGAAGACCAGACAGCUCACAGAUUAGAUACAAAAGCCUUCAUGCGCUAUUACCAUGUUUUUCGGGAAGGGGAGCUGUGCUCUCUGCUGGAAGAAAGUGUGCCUGAGGUUCACAUACUAAGUUCAAGCUACGAUCAUGGAAACUGGUGCAUCAUUGUAGAGAAAACAGAUGUGCAACCGCAAGCGUAA